Molecule: messenger RNA, 5875 nt
Organism: Anas platyrhynchos (mallard)
Lineage: Eukaryota; Metazoa; Chordata; Aves; Anseriformes; Anatidae
Gene: DENND6A
Product: DENN domain containing 6A
Cellular component (GO): recycling endosome
Molecular function (GO): guanyl-nucleotide exchange factor activity
Source: RefSeq, a predicted model, not a curated record
GGUGAAUGAACCCCCAGGGUGGGUGCGUCCCCCCCUGUGUGGAAAGGAGCGAGGGGGCUCACCCUGAGGUGGGGGUUCCCCUGCUCUAAGGUGAGGGGCUCACCCUGAGGUGGGGGCUCACUCACCCACCCUGAAGUGGGGGUCCCCCACUGCCCUGAGGUGAGGAGGUUGCCCUCCCUAAGGUGAGGGCACCCCAAGGCAGAGCAGGGUUUCUGCACUGCCUCCAAUAUCUGGUUUGUUCAGGGUGCUCCCCAACACCUCCCCACCUUCUUGCCAUGUGUUUUUCAUGCCAUUUUGUGAUCCUAGGUGUGAAAUUUGGGAAUGUUGCAUGGCGGAGAGGCCGGCUGGGUUUUGCUGGCUCUGGUAACUGUCUGGGAGUGGGGGGGACCCCUUGAAGCAGUUGUCGCAGGCCCAAGGCAGAGUAACAAAAAGUUCAGUGGAGGACAGAGAUGGGGUUCACUGGCCCAAUGUUCUUCAGCUGUUCAUGGAGGCCUGAUAACUAUAGCACAAAGCCCUAGUUAUCCCCAUUUUAUAGAGAUCGAGGAAAGGGUGUUACUUUUUCAAGGUCAUACACUAGGCUAGCGCAGAACAGGUCCCUCCAGUCCGAAUUCAUUUUUAAGUCAGUCAGUCCCUAUAAAGCAAACAAGCAGAGAUUGUUUGAUAUAGGAUAGAUGCUGGGGUUGUGCCAGCACUAUAAUUACCCUGUGACAAGGUGUUGGGAUUAGGGAGAUGGGAGGGUUUUGUGAUGCCAGGAAGGCCGUGGAGGAAAGAAGUGGAGCCGUGCCAGGCAGUUUAGCCAGCAAUAUAGGAGAGAAAUACAUAGCAGUUGAGGUAAGGCAGUGAAGUGCCUAAGAGAAAGAAUGAUUACUGUGUUAUUAGUUAUAGCACAGUAAAAUCUCAGGGUCAUUUUUUUUAACCUUUUUUUUUUUUUUGACUCAUUAUUGAGGGGGGAGGGUUGGAUUCAUUGCAGCCUAGUUUUCUAUUUUUCUUCUGAUGAUCCCAAGAAAAAAACAACAGCAAAAACAUGUUUGUGUAUCUGUGUUUGAAGCAAGGAGAUUAAAUCCAAAAUGAGACACAUCUGAUUUUUGAAGACGAAAAUAUACUAUAUAUGGAAGCUUUAGGGUUGUAUAUUGGUAGUUUUUAAUUCUACAGAUGGUGUAUGUAUAUGAUGCACCACCUCAUAGCUUCCAUCAGCUUGUUUGUAAGACUUUGCUAUUGUGACAACUAUAUUUCUAAUUUACUCUUUUAUGUAAAUGGAAAUUUGAUAUGUCUGUUGUUUAUAGCAUACAGGAUGCCGUAAUGAAUCAAAAAGAGGAAAGGAACGUAACAAGAGGAUGGGGAAAUGGAUAAAUAAAAGUCUAUCAGGAGUUAAAUUUGAGGGAAAGGGCUGCAAAAGUAGAAAUAAUUGAGAACAUUUUGGAAUUGGAGAGGAGUAAGAAGUAGCGGGAACAAAUGCUACUAACAGGUGUUGGAAUGAAAAGAAUGUUUAUGAGAGCAUUUCUCGUAUUUGUGUAUGCAUGUUUAAUUGAGAAAGGAGUUUGAAAGUCAAAUCCAAGAUGAAGAAGCAGCAUUAGCAUUUAUAGGGAGUAAGAGGAUCAAGAGAACUAAGAGGGAUAUUAGUUACUGAUGUUCUCUGUAAGUACUGUUUUUUCAGAUAUUAAUGCGAUUUAAACAUAUUUCAUACUGUAUUGUCUGUACAAUAUCUUUCUCAAGGUUUUAUGUGACCAGUAGAACAAACUAAUACCCCACGUUUAAGCGUCUUUUAAGCCUGUGCUAUCCAUAUCAUAGUAUCCUGAACCUUUCUCCUUCUAUCCCCUGGAGAAAUCCCAUUACGACAAUCCCAAGGGGCAAGCAGUGGCAUGUGCCAGCUGCCCAGUAUUUCUGGGUGCUGCCAAGUGGCUCAGCAAACAGAGUUCUGCCUGCUUUCAUCAAGGGACCUAACUCGAGCCCUCCUCUUCUGUGCGAGUGCCAGCUUUCGGAGAAGUUGGAUGGACUUAGUUCUCUCAGACUUUUUUUAAUCCUAUUUCAAAUUGGCUACUGAGUUCAAAAGUUAUUAGAGGCUGAGUUGUAGACUUAAAUUAAAAAUACAGGAAGUGGUUGCAUUCUGAAUUGGGGAAACAAACUAUAAUAUGAGUAUUUUAAGAGGUAUUUGAUACUUAUCAGAAAGUGUCCAUCUUUAUUUAAACAGUGGAAAGCAACAGGAGGAUGGAGAGAGUUCAGGAUGGAGUAAUCAACCACUAUACUCUGCUCAGCAGAGUACAGAGGGUGUGUAAGCACAUGCGUCUUUUCUGCAAACCACUGUUGGUCACACAACCAAAAGAGGCAGUGAGCUUUCACAGCCAUGUUAGCCUUAAUUUUGAAGGACAAAGCAACUCAGCUGGUUUGAUCCUCUCUUGUCAGAGCAGCUGUGCAGCGCUUUACCUUGAAUGCCACGAACUCCGUGGGACACGGACUGUGCUAUAGGAACACUUGGGAGAAUAUUUCGGAAGCGUUAAAUGAGGAGCAACCCUUGGCGUCUGGCUAAGACACCGACACAGGUAAUAUAUCCUCCACAUUCAAAACUCACAGAUAAAGAGAAAACCAGUAUUUGCUAUUUGUCUUUUCCAGAUUCCAACUCAGGUUGUCUUGGGGACACGCAGUUUUGUUUUAGAUUUCGACGGUCUCCUGGAAGGAAAGUUUCAUUGUGUUGUUUUCUGGACCAAUUGGAUAGAGAUCUACCAGUUUACUUAAAGAAAGAUCCAGCAUAUUACUAUGGCUAUGUAUAUUUCAGACAAGUUCGAGACAAAUCAUUAAAAAGAGGCUAUUUCCAGAAGUCGCUGGUCCUCAUCAGCAAGCUGCCAUAUGUCCAUCUCUUUCGCACUGUGCUUAAGCAAAUAGCACCAGAAUAUUUUGAAAAAAGUGAAGCUUUCCUGGAAGCAGUCUGUAGUGAUGUUGAUCGCUGGCCACCACCAAUUCCAGGGGAGAUACUACAUUUGCCUAUCAUGGGCAUUAUAAUGAAGCUGCGGAUUCCAACAUAUCGUGACAAGCCUGGAACAACCCAAAUAGUACAGAACAUGCACCAGGCAAAUGCUCAGAUCUCUAUGGCCUUACCCACUGUUCAUGAAGUAGACCUUUUCAGGUGUUUCUGUCCAGUAUUCUUUCACAUCCAGAUGCUUUGGGAACUAGUACUGCUAGGAGAACCACUUGUAGUGAUGGCACCAUCACCAUCAGAAUCUUCAGAAACCGUGUUGGCACUUGUGAGUUGUAUUUCACCAUUAAAGUACUGCAGUGAUUUCAGGCCGUACUUUACCAUACAUGACAGUGAAUUCAAAGAAUAUACAACUCGCACACAAGCCCCACCAUCUGUCAUUCUAGGGGUGACGAAUCCUUUUUUUGCUAAAACACUCCAGCACUGGCCCCACAUUAUUCGGAUUGGAGAUAUUAAACUUCCAGGUGAUGUUCCAAAGCAGGUGAAAGUGAAAAAACUGAAGAACCUAAAAACUUUGGACUCCAAACCCGGUGUUUAUACCUCUUAUAAGCCAUACUUGAACAAAGAUGAAGAAAUUGUUAAACAGUUACAAAAGGGUGUGCAACAGAAACGUCCUACAGAAGCACAGAGUGUGAUUCUUCGGAGGUACUUUCUGGAAUUGACAGAAAGUUUCAUUAUUCCACUAGAACGUUAUGUGGCAAGUCUAAUGCCUUUGCAAAAAUGUAUAUCACCAUGGAAGAGUCCACCGCAACUGAGGCAUUUUAGCCAAGAUGAAUUCAUGAAGACGCUAGAAAAAGCAGGACCACAGCUCACUUCGGGUUUAAAAGGAGAUUGGAUAGGACUUUACAGGCAUUUUUUGAAAUCACCGAACUUUGAUGGCUGGUUUAGGAGCCGGCAGAAAGAAAUGACACAGAAGUUGGAGGCCCUUCAUUUAGAAGCACUCUGUAAUGAGAAUUUGGUUUUCUGGAGUCAGAAGCAUACUGAAGUAGAAGCGGUGGAUCUUGUCUUAAAGUUAAAGAACAAACUGUUGCAGGCUGACAGAGAACAUCUUCCCGUGAAAACUGACACACUGAAAAAGCUGCAGGCACACAUCCAUGAUAUUAUACUAGCACUUCCAGAUGACUUGCAGGAUAUCUUGCUCAAAACUGGCACAACGUGAUUUCUACUGGCCUUUUGUGUGUGUGUGUUUGUAUGUGUGCAGAAAAUGGAAGGUGAAUGUAGUGUUGUGGAAGACAGUGGCUUACAAAGUUCAGGACACAUAUCUAAAUAGUAUGUUAACACUACAAACGGACUACACUAGUAGUAUAGUCCACUGUAAUAUUUUCACCGUUUUUUCCCCACUUAAGUACCAAUGCAAUUAAAUGAAUUCCUGUGUCUAAUAACGUUUCAAAUAAGUGCUCUUAAAGAAAAAUCUGUGGGCAUCUGAAAUUAUACCACAGUAUAGGACCACAGUGCAGUGCUGGCAUUGCAGAACAUUUUCUAAUUGGUGCUGCUAUACCCAAUCCUGUUAACUCAGGGGUAAGCAAUAUUGAUCCUGUACUGUCCUGUUGAUGUAGUAUCUGCCUUUUUUUUUUUUUUUUUAAAUUGGAUAAUAUGUGACUUGGUCAGUAUGCAUCAUAUUUGAGGUAUUUUACUGGUAAACCAUCAACAGUUUACAAAACUGUUUCAGGGACAGCUGAAAUCAUCAGACUGGUUCUUAACUUUCUUCCAUUCACCUUCUUAACUCUUUCCAAAGACCAUAUUGAUUUAGAGAAUCAUUAGAGAACAGAAGGCAGCUGACAGAAACUUCCUGAAGAGAAGCCUUUUCUAUUCAAUGUCAGUUAAUUAGGGUGCUCUUAUUCACAUGCCUUAAAUAAAUAUAUACUAAUUUGUGGCUUUAAACUGCUGACAUUCAGGAUUUAAAGUGGAUCACCAGUGUAAAUGUAUUCAUCACAGUAACAGUAUUCAUCACAGGAAGUAAGCAGUAGUGUUCUAAAACAGAAUUUAAAAUCAAUGACUUCAGUAGAGUUAGCUGAUACGCAAUCUGUUUCGGUUGGAGAUCAUAGCUUCUGUUUGAAAUUUUUAUAAAUAUAUUUUUUUAAUUAUUUUUGUUUUUACUUACACCAGUAGGGUCUUUGAGGAGCUAACAGGGUGGGAGGAGAUGAUGUUGGGUUCAGCUGACAAAAGCCUAUGGAGAGGUCAAACUGUGGCAAGAAAAGAUUGUAGUAGGAAAUUGUUCUUGGUAUAUGCAUAUAGCAGAUGAGCAUAAAGAAUAAUUUCCUCUUGCAUACUAAGCAACAAGAACAUGAUGUUUUUCUUGAACAAGGUUCUGUGGUAAUUAAAACUCAGCUGCUCCACAUGCAGUGUUGUACUUUGACCAAUUUCAAGUAGAAUAAACUUAAUGCUAUAGUGUACGCACAGCAUAAACUUUUGUAUAACAAGUGGAUCACGGUUAUCAAAAAAAUCUGCUUUUAAGUGCUUGGAUAGAACUUUUAAAAACAUGACAUUGUAAUCCUGCUAUAAGAAAAUGCUUUUGUAUGAUAAAUAUUUCAUACCAUCUUUCUAAAAAUGUCUUAUUUAGAUAGUGUCACAAUUGUAUUUUUAUGAAGAUGUGUAUUUUAAUACUGUUAUGGUUUGUAUACAAUUACUCAUGACCAAAAGUUUAAUGUAUCUAUUAUGUUACUUAAACUACUUCACUUUAGCAUUACUUUCUAACUUGGAAUUUCUUUUGCGCACCAUGAUGAAUAUGAUUUCUAAUCUAGAAAUUAAUAAGUGGCCAUUCUUAUACUAAAUUUAACUUGGAGCACUGUGUAGCUUCUUGGACCCCUAUAAGCUGGUAACAACUGAUAAAUAUUAUUACAUGACUGCAAAUAUGUAUUUUUGUAAAAGAAAAUAAAUGGGUUUGUUUUUUUGGACUUAUGAGUCUUA